AUGAGAUGGCCACCAUGGAGCUCCGAGUCAAGCGAUGACCAGAAGAAACAAUCGGAGUCUAGCCUCGGAAGCUGGUCUUCGCACGCCACAUCAACAAACAACAGCUCCCCUCUCGACUGGACCGCUUUCACCGAAGCCAGAACAAUCUUACCAACCCUCCUCUUGACGAGCGGCAUUCUAUUCGCAGUGCGUGUCCACCGCAGCUACCUGCGCCGCUUCCCCGAUGCCGCCAGCAUCUCGCCUUCGUUUCUUCGCCGCCGAACGGUCUUCGGCCAAGUGACCAGCGUUGGCGAUGGUGACAACUUCAGAAUAUAUCACACACCCGGGGGGCGACUUGCUGGAUGGGGCUGGCUACCAUGGAAAAAGGUCCCUAGCACAAAGAAGGAGCUAAAGGAUAAAACCAUCCACAUCCGUCUAGCUGGCGUAGACGCCCCCGAACUCGCACACUUCGGUCGCCCUGAACAACCCUUCGCCCGCGACGCCCACGUCUGGCUAACAUCAUAUCUCCUCAAUCGCCGCAUACGAGCCUCCGUCUGGCGACAAGACCAAUACCAACGCGUCGUCGGAAGCGUAUACGUCCGACGCGCAUUCGACUUCCCCCCAUUCCGCAAGCGUGAUGUCUCCUAUGAGAUGUUGAAGCGCGGUCUGGCAACGGUGUACGAAGCCAAGGUGGGCGCGGAGUUCGGAGGCGAGGCUAUGGAGCAGAAGUAUCGUCGUGCCGAGUGGUGGGCGAAGAAAAGGGCUAAAGGUCUUUGGAAAGAUUACCGUCGCGUUGGGUCGGACUGGGAAAGUCCGAGGGAAUAUAAGAUUCGUAUGGGUAUGGGUGAUCCUCAGGACAAUGGCGCAAAACCGAAGUCUAAAUCAUGA
Penicillium atrosanguineum is the source of this 867-nucleotide messenger RNA. Its product is annotated as thermonuclease family protein. Gene Ontology annotation, cellular component: cytoplasm; mitochondrion. NCBI's taxonomy places the organism in Eukaryota, Fungi, Ascomycota, Eurotiomycetes, Eurotiales, Aspergillaceae. The transcript has 2 exons. The coding region runs from base 1 to 867 and encodes 288 amino acids. The record is from RefSeq and is a predicted model, not a curated record.